AUGGAAUUAUUAUUCAAAGAAGCUGAGCAAGAGAAUGGCGACAAUGAUGACAAUGGAGGAGGGAAGCCUGCAAUUUUCCCUCUGAUCAUCCUCGUACCGCUUUGGAAAAUUCGUGUCCUCUUCGAAUCUCUACUGUUGGUCACCCUAGUGUGCAUCUGUCUCACGGUUUACCCGGAAGGUUUCCCAUACAUCGACAAGCCCUUGGUUCAUAUUAUUAUCCGAGGACACUUCACCCUCCACUUGUGCACCGUCAUUGCCCUCUCUCUCGCCGCCAUCGACGCCUCCUACGGAUGCUAUAGAUUCGCAAGCGAUCCAUCAUGUCCGAAUCGAAACAAGUACCACCGAAUGACGGCUUUCUUUGCGCCUGGGAUCGGAUUGCCUUGCCUGGCAGCAGAUUUCUACGCCUCCAUUACGGGGGAUGUCUCCGUUGCCCUCAUUCACAUCAGCUUGUGCAUCCCCAGCCUCUUCGUCUUCUCCAUUGGGAUGAGAAAAUGUGCAUAUAACAUGGCUCGAUGGAGCAAUGCCGUUUCCCUCAUCUCCAUUGGACUCGUGUGCCACUGCCAUAGUCGGAUUCUGGGCGUGAUGGGGUCGGUGAUGAUCUUCUGCGCCUAUGAAUUUGUGGCUUUCACGCCGGGGAUGAGAUUUGGGCUCCAACCUUUCACCUGGCUUUUAUUGGUCCUCAGCUUGGGGAGCGUGCUCCUCGUUCUCGCCCUCAAUGAUCUCACCUUCUCUGAUCUCAGGACCACCAUGUAUUUUUAAUUUCAUUCCCCUUCCACUCCCCCCC
This is a messenger RNA of Darwinula stevensoni, 784 nucleotides long. The record is from the annotation of a GenBank genome assembly. Lineage: Eukaryota; Metazoa; Arthropoda; Ostracoda; Podocopida; Darwinulidae.